Magallana angulata is the source of this 2036-nucleotide messenger RNA. RefSeq names its product alpha-2A adrenergic receptor-like. Gene Ontology annotation, cellular component: membrane. Gene Ontology annotation, biological process: neuropeptide signaling pathway. Gene Ontology annotation, molecular function: G protein-coupled peptide receptor activity. The coding region runs from base 593 to 1714 and encodes 373 amino acids. The record is from RefSeq and is a predicted model, not a curated record. NCBI's taxonomy places the organism in Eukaryota, Metazoa, Mollusca, Bivalvia, Ostreida, Ostreidae. The transcript is spliced from 4 exons.
UGCGUCAUUCAGGUUUUAAUUGCUUUAUGUACCCGAAUGAAAGCUUGUGUUUGAAAUCUACGGAACAUAUAUAUAUAGAGAGAGAAGGUUAGUAAACAUCAUGAGAAGAGAGUGAGCGAAGUUGUCAGAAGCAGACGGCCCGCUCAUCAUCUGAUUACGUCACGCGGCAGGUAACGACACCUGUCAGAGGCUCUCGUCGACCUGCCACUGACAGCGUCUUCGUCAAGUUUCUUAAGUAAACGAGCAGAUUUCUAAGUGGUCGCCGCGAUGAGGGAGAUGUUUUAGUAUGCAAGUCCCUCCCCGCGGUAGAUAUUCCGGGCGCUCGCCUGACGAUUGGAGGCUGUAGACCGGCGGGAUCGAUCGAGGUCACACACAGAAGAAGACACAGUCAAAGGAACUACACAAAAGUUGUUUUUUCGUUUUUUCUUCGGAUUAAAGUUCCAAGCGUGAAUCAAAUCACAGAGAUUCGUGACAGGGGCAGUUAACACUACAGUCCUUUUACAAAGAAACCAGUAAUCCGGACUUCUUGGAGAGCCCCAAUAGCUAACUGACGACACAGGCUUAAGCCAGGUUUACAUUUUGACCGAGAAAGAUGGAGGAUGAGGCGAUGCAGAUUCAGGUGUAUAUCGCCAUUGGCUUCAUGUCCUUAUUUUCACUGGUGGGGACGAUAGGCAACGCUCUGGUUCUCUAUGUGUUCGCCCGGUACAAGAACAAACUAACAUCCACCAUUUUCAUCCUGACACUGGCUGGCGUGGACUUUGUCACGUGUUGUGUGACGAUACCUUUCACUAUUGUCACCGAGGCCGUAAAGUUUCAACUGAAAUACGACAUUGUUUGCCAGAUUUAUUUAUUUCUCAUUACGACAACAGUCCCCUUUUCGGCGUUUGUGAUGGUAGCAAUAGCUGUUGACAGAUAUCUCUGUAUCGUAUACCCUUUUAAACAUGCAAUGACAAUUCGCCGCGCUGAAAUAAUCGUUGGAAGCCUUUGUGUGUUUGCAGUGGUCCUUGGGAUUACAAUUUGCUCCCAUUACCGAAUCACUCCUAUCCCUAAUGUUGAUCCGAUGUUGAAUGUUACCGUAUUACUAAACGCCUCUUUGAGUGAAAAUACUACUCACGAUGAGAUCUGUUUGCCGCAGGAGACCGAGUUUUUCUUUAUAUUCCAGAAAAUAUAUUCAUCAUUUUUCGGAAUCUGUGCUUUGAUCGUCAUAAUUCUUUAUGGGUUGAUUUACAGAUCGGUGUUAGCACGUCGAAGAAAAAAGAUGGAAAAGUUUAUGUCCAACGGUUGUUGUGGGAUCUGGAACUCUCAGAGUUUUGGGGAACAAACAGAAAUAACCAUGUUGAAUAAUUCCGACAUGAAAAGUUCUCAAGACGAUCACAAGGUUGAAGAAACGUGUGACAAAGCAGUACAGAAAAACGGCAACGCGCAGGUCAGUGACAAAGACGUCAUUUUAAAACCAGGGGGAGUGUCAAAAGCUAAACUGGAAAAAAUGCGGAUCGCAAACAUUAAGACGGCGUUUAUGCUGUCCAUCGUGGCUCUAGUGUUUAUCAUAGCUUUCUUGCCGUCUUGGCUGGUUGCAUUGAAUGUCAUUUCGUCAAACAUCAUUGUGUUUUACAUGUACUUUAUCUAUAAUGUUGUUAAUCCGGUCAUAUACGCCUUUUUGAACGAGACUUUUCGGGAACAGUUAGCGCAAAGGAUUUGCUGUCGUAGAUCAUAAUGCGACAUUUGAUUGUUUGUUAUCCGAAAUCUUGACCACAUUUUUGACAAUUAUUUGUUUAUGUUGCAUGCAAGAUUUGCAAUGGUUUUCUAGGAAUACUCGUGUAGAAUUUUGUUUAGUUGGCUGAAAAAAAACUAUGCAUUGCAAUUUGUUGUUUUAUUUUAUUUCAGUAUCGUUUCUAUUUAUAUUCGUUCGUACACUUGUAAUAUUAUGUAUAUUCAUUAUGAUGGUAUAAAUAUUAUGUACAUGUACAAGUUCACAAACAUUUAAUGCUGUUUAUUUGAAAUCAUCAGUUUAUCCGAAAUAAAGAAAACUUCAAACA